Messenger RNA from Hypomesus transpacificus, 1189 nucleotides. RefSeq names its product T-cell leukemia homeobox protein 3-like. Gene Ontology annotation, biological process: animal organ development; regulation of transcription by RNA polymerase II. Bases 150 to 986 code for a protein of 278 amino acids. The record is from RefSeq and is a predicted model, not a curated record. Gene Ontology annotation, molecular function: DNA-binding transcription factor activity, RNA polymerase II-specific; RNA polymerase II cis-regulatory region sequence-specific DNA binding. NCBI's taxonomy places the organism in Eukaryota, Metazoa, Chordata, Actinopteri, Osmeriformes, Osmeridae. The transcript is spliced from 3 exons. Gene Ontology annotation, cellular component: nucleus.
UCGAGUAGGGUGGAGGAGGAACAUUUGAUUGCGGUAGGCUAUAUUCUGAACUUCUUCAUUGUUUCUGAACGGAGAGCAACAAUGGAACCAGUAAUUACAGUUGUUUUAUUUUAAAUAUAUUGGUUCGGUUGACUGUGUGAACGGUGAGGAUGGAGCAGGCAUCUAGUGCGCCCAGCCCUCAUCUUCCUAAAGCUUCCCCGCAAGAGCCCAUCAGUUUUGGCAUUGAUCAAAUCCUCGCCAGCGGUACCGACACACAGAAAGAUCGGUCUGGUGGACAUUACGGUUCGGAUACAAGCAGCAGAGACGGUUACCAUUUGGGGAUCUCUACCGGAGAGACUUCCGCGUCAUACACUGCGCUAUCAAUUUCCCUUUCUGGUAUUGUUCCACCUUUUGAGGAUUUAGGCUCACACGGAGUAAGUAGAACUCGUGGACGAGGAGUGAUACGAGUCCCUGCGCACAGACCGGUGACAACCGCAGGUACUCCACCGGUGCAGGGCACCGUGCCGGGGUUCGGGGGACUGUGUUUUCCGUGGGCCGGUAAUAGAUUCACUAAGGACAGCAUAUCAGACCUCAUGCCCUUCACUGUGACACGGAGGAUAGGGCACCCGUACCAGAACCGUACGCCACCCAAACGAAAAAAACCUCGGACAUCUUUCUCCCGUGUACAGAUCUGUGAGCUGGAGAAGCGCUUUCACCGACAAAAGUAUCUGGCGAGUGCUGAGCGUGCGUCCAUGGCAAAGCAUCUAAAGAUGACAGACGCCCAGGUCAAAACGUGGUUCCAGAACCGUAGGACCAAGUGGAGGAGACAGACGGCGGAGGAGAGGGAAGCAGAGCGUCAGCAGGCCAAUCGGCUGAUCCUGCAGCUUCAGCACAACGCCCUCCACAAGUCCCUUGGCGAAUCAGCCGCCUCCGACCCGUUGUGCGCCCAUAACUCCUCUCUCUACGCCCUGCAGAACCUGCAGCCCUGGGCGGAAGACAGGGAAUAGAGGAGGGAGAGAAGAAGGAGGAGAGGAAUAGGUUGGAGAGGAGGAGGAGGGAUGGAACAGGAUGGAGAGAAGGUGAAGAGAAACCUUUUAGACGUUGGAGGGAGCGGUUGUUCUUUGGGCUUGUUAUUGCCAAUACAGUGGUUACCAAGCAACCCCGAGUCUGGAAUCGAAUGCUCACAAAAAACUUUCCAUAAUACAUCCAG